Molecule: messenger RNA, 1097 nt
Organism: Cheilinus undulatus (humphead wrasse)
Lineage: Eukaryota; Metazoa; Chordata; Actinopteri; Labriformes; Labridae
Product: agouti-signaling protein-like
Exons: 3
Coding region: 140-559 (139 amino acids)
Biological process (GO): adult feeding behavior; neuropeptide signaling pathway; positive regulation of feeding behavior
Cellular component (GO): extracellular region
Molecular function (GO): neuropeptide hormone activity; type 1 melanocortin receptor binding
Source: RefSeq, a predicted model, not a curated record
AUUAAAGCUGAGGCAGAGAGAGGGACAGAGUUUCAGAGUGAGACUUCUGAUCAACAGGCCGGAGCUUAAGUCAACAAAGACUUUUGUUUCUCUGUGACCACUGAGAGAGAAGGAGGAGAGGGUCCUGUUCACAGUCAGGAUGAAGCUGACACUGCUGUGCUUCGGUUUUCUACAUUUGUCCAUCGUCACUGAGGGACUCUUCUCCCGCAGCGAGCUCACAGACAGCAGCUCUCUGACCAGCAGCAGCGACAGCAGAGCACAGCUCUCUCCAAACACAGGAUCUCCUAACCCCAGCAGAAAGAGGCCGCUGUUUGCACGGAGAGGACAGUAUGAACGACAAAGAGUUCAAGCGUCGAAGCCCAAAAAACUUCCUCUCAAAGAUGCCCCCCCUCCUCCUGAUGCAGCGCCCAAACCUGUGAGCCUUAAGUGCUCCCAGCUCAGACAGAGCUGUGUGCCGCAGUCAGGCUGCUGUGACGCCGGAGCAACGUGCCGCUGUCGCUUCUUCAACACUAUCUGCUUCUGCCGGAGGACAGCCUCAUUGCAAAAGAAGAAAACGUGAAAAAAAAAAAAAACAACAACAACACAGACAUGAAAAAUAAACUCAGACUCACUAAUGAACAUAGAUGCAUUUAUUCAUCAUGUUUUAGACAUCGACAGCCUUUGUACACAGAUUUAGGCAUCAAACUCAUAUAAGUAGUGAACAUGUAUAUGAAGACAUUGUAAUGAUUUCAUGCCUGUUGUUAUUGGCAGCUGCUUUGUAAAACAAGUAUUAACUGGUCGCCAUGACAAAUUCAUUCUUAUCUGAAUUUUCUUUACUGUGCUUUUUCAUAUUAUCAUUUAUUUGUAUAUUUUUUGUUAUUAUUAUCAUUACUGUUUUAUAUUUUUAACACUUCUGACAACAUUUUAGCAUUAAAUGAGCAUUCUAGUGUUAUGGCUUUGGCUUUUUUUCUUUAACGUAUUACUAUAUGUAUGGCAGACCUGCAAGGUCAAAAUAGACAAUGCCCGCUCAUUUAGGAAAAUAUGUUCAACGAUUUGAAAAAAUCAUUUACAUAAAAUUUAAAAAAAUGUCACAAUAAAGUCAAUAAAUCAAAGAUGAA